UUGCCUUAAUACAUCAACGUCACUCAGAACUUCAUAUUGGCUACAGGUCGUCUGAACAGGCCGAGAAUCCUUACCGGCUUUGGACAUACGAUCAGGUGUCAAACUGUGAAACUGUUAAAAAUAAGAGACGAAUUGAAUAUAACUGUAAAUCUGAUUGUUACACAUCUGUAUAUAAUACUACAAUGAGGGAAGACUCUUAUUUGAGCGCCAAAAUGGCGACAUAUCAAGAAUUCAUACAACAGAAUGAAGACAGAGAUGGAGUACGCUUUAGUUGGAAUGUUUGGCCAUCUAGCAGACUGGAGGCCACAAGAAUGGUAGCUCCCCUGGGGUGUCUCUAUACACCCAUCAAGGAGCGAGCAGAGCUGCCCCCUGUUCUGUAUGACCCAGUGCUCUGUACCAGACCCACAUGUAGAGCAGUGCUUAAUCCAUUCUGUCAAGUGGACUACAGAGCAAAAAUAUGGGCUUGUAACUUUUGUUACCAAAGGAAUCCUUUUCCACCCCAGUAUACUGCUAUCUCAGAACAACAUCAGCCAGCUGAGAUUAUACCUCAGUUUUCAACGAUAGAAUACACUAUCACAAGAGCAACAUGCCAUCCUCCUGUCUAUCUGAUUGUACUGGACACGUGCAUGGACGAGGAAGAUCUUCAGGCAGUCAAGGAAUCCCUCCAAAUGUCACUGAGUUUGCUCCCACCUAAUGCUCUGAUUGGUCUGAUCACGUACGGAAAGAUGGUCCAGGUUCAUGAAUUAGGCUGUGAGGGAUGUUCUAAAAGUUAUGUUUUCAGAGGGACAAAAGACCUUAGUGCAAAACAAAUACAGGACAUGUUGGGUAUAGGUAAAGGACAUGCUCCACAGCAGCCUAAGGGGCCACACAAUCCUCAGCAGCAGCAACAACUGCCUUCAAACAGAUUUCUACAACCUGUCCACAAAUGUGACAUGAGUUUGACAGACCUUCUGGGAGAAUUACAGCGAGACCCCUGGCCAGUAGCUCAAGGGAAACGCCCCCUCCGAGCAACUGGAGUAGCCCUCUCCAUAGCUGUUGGCUUACUAGAGUGCACUUUCCCGAACACAGGAGCUAGGAUCAUGCUGUUUAUGGGGGGACCCUGUACCCAGGGGCCAGGAAUGGUGGUGGGAGAUGAGCUCAAGUUCCCCAUCAGGUCCCACCAUGUCAUUGAGAAGGACAACUGCAAGUACAUGAAGAAGGCCAUGAAGCAUUAUGAGGCUCUGGCCAACAGGACAGCUAACAACGGACAUGUAAUAGAUGUGUUCUCCUGUGCCCUGGACCAGACCGGGCUGUACGAGAUCAAGUUCUGUUCACGAUACACAUGUGGACACAUGGUGAUGGGAGACUCUUUCAACACCUCCCUGUUCAAACAAACCUUUCAACGAGUGUUUUCUAAAGAUGGUCAAGGCGAGUUCAAAAUGGCGUUUGGUGCAACAGUAGAAGUCAAGACUUCAAGGGAGCUGAAGGUGUCCGGUGCAAUUGGUCCAUGUGUGUCGCUGGGUGUGAAGGGGCCAGCAGUGUCGGAUACUGAGUUAGGCCUGGGUGGCACCUGUCAGUGGAAGUUGUGUGGUCUCUACCCUAGUACCACGCUGGCCUUCUUCUUUGAGGUUGUUAACCAGCAUAAUGCCCCUAUACCUCAGGGUGGACGAGGCUACAUACAGUUUAUCACACAGUACCAACACUCAAGUGGUCAGCGCAGGGUCAGAGUGACCACUCUGGCUAGGAAUUGGGCUGACGCCAGUACCAAUAUCCAGCACAUAUCUGCUGGUUUUGACCAGGAAGCUGCUGCUGUACUGAUGGCAAGGAUAGCUGUGUUCCGGGCCGAAACAGACGAUGGGCCAGAUGUUUUAAGAUGGCUGGACAGAAUGCUUAUCAGACUGUGUCAAAAGUUUGGUGAUUACCACAAAGACGACCCCAACUCCUUCCGGUUUUCGGACAACUUUUCCCUGUACCCGCAAUUUAUGUUCCAUUUACGAAGAUCACAGUUUUUACAAGUAUUCAACAACAGUCCAGACGAAACAUCCUAUUAUAGGCACAUGUUGAAUACAGAAGAUCUGACACAAUCUUUGAUCAUGAUACAGCCUAUCCUGUAUGCUUACUCCUUCAAUGGAACACCUGAGCCAGUACUACUGGACACCAGCAGUAUACAGGUAGAUAGGAUACUUCUGAUGGACACAUUCUUCCACAUCGUUAUAUACCACGGAGAGACAAUAGCGCUAUGGAGAGAACAGAAGUACCAGGAUCAACCAGAAUAUGAAAAUUUCAAGCAACUACUGCAAGCUCCAGUAGAUGAUGCCCAGGAAAUUCUGCAGACACGAUUCCCAAUGCCUCGAUAUAUCGACACUAAACAUGAGGGCUCUCAGUCUCGUUUCCUGCUGUCUCGAGUGAAUCCAUCUCAAACACACAACAAUGCUUUUGGAUGGGGACAGGCGACUUCAUCGGAUGGAGGUGGAGCAGCCGUGCUGACAGACGAUGUGAGCUUACAAGUAUUCAUGGAACAUUUAAAGAAACUCGCAGUAUCCAGCUCCUCCUGAGCUGUAGUGACAAACUAGGACACAAGACUUUGUUUUGAAUUAACCGAUGUGUGAAGAACUCCGAGACACAAUUGAAUUAACCGAUGUGUGAAGAACUCCGGGAAUUUAUGUCCACAAGAGCAUAUUCCUUAAACAGUAAACAAACUCAUGGGGUCAUACAGGAAACAAUGAAGUAUAAGUAUUGGUACAAGUUGGUGACGUACUGCUACUUAUGACAUUAUGUUGAUAUCACAUUGACAAUAUCAAUAUCACAUUGUGUUGAUAUCACAUUGACAAUAUCAUUAUCACAUUGUGCUGAUAUCACAUUGACAAUAUCAUUUUUACAUUGUGCUGAUAUCACACUGACAAUAUCAUUUUACCCUUUCUUGCAAUCACCCAAGUUUACCUGUAAUUGUCAUGCAUGUGAUUUAUGGUAAGCCUAUAUACCCUGUAUAAGUGAUAGUGUCAGAACCUGUAUUCCAUACCUGCAUGCUCGUGAUGGUGGCAUCAAUGUCGCCAGAAAGUGUCCGAGUAGACCUGGUGCAGUCACGUAUGUAUCUAUCCGUGAUUGAUCCAUCGUGGUAUAUAUCUGUGUGUGAUUGGUCCACUGGGACAUAACAGUAUGUGAUUGGACAAAUUAGGCUCUAAAAAUGCAUUUUAAUCAAUGUUGUAAACUCAAAAUGAAAUGGUUAAAUACAAUAAACUUCAUAAGAAAUACAAUUAAAGUAUAAUAUGUUCAUGGGGAAGCCCUUGGAAUGUGAGAAAUUCAGCGGCUAUAGGCAAUGUUUACUGUAUACGUAGAUGUUUAUGUUCAUGACAAUUCCUUACCAGGGGACGCUAAUAUAGCUUGGUUGUAUUCAAGAACUCACAAUAAGUAUGUAAUAUGUUCCUAGUGUGUUUUGAUCUUCUCUGAAACCUGUGAAUACUGUGUAUUCAUGGCCUAAAUCUCCUGUGUUUGAUAUACUUUAUUCAAUAUGACAACCAUGUUAUGUGUGGUUUUCAUUUAUACAUCUUUCCAGAAUUCACUAGUCCCUGACAGAGAUAUUAAUCAGUUAUGGUUCCAAUAGACCUUGGUAUGUGAUAAAUGUGAUGUUAGUUCUGGCUAUGUGAAUAUAUAUAUGGACAGGGAUAUUUCAAACAUUUUAAAAGCAAUAUUGAGAAUGAGUUACCUGGAACUGUAGAUCACAUAAUUAUGCUAUAUAUACACAUUUACAAAGAUAAUGGUCAAAUUCUGGGUAAUUAGGGCUACCUCAGCAUAGGAAAACUGGGAUUGAAUAGAGGCAGGGAGACACUUUCAUAGACAGGGUACAUCUCCAUAUUGAAAUGUGAUCGCCUUAUGAAUUAAAGUGAAAAAUGCCUCUUGUAUGAUGUAAGUGAUUUAUAGUGUUUAAGAUUAUCAGUGGUUGUAAAUGUGUACGGUAUGUUAUAUAGACGGAGAAUGACUUGUAUAAAAGCUGGUUUGUCAGUGUUUGUGUGUAUGUUAUUAGGAGCAUAAUGACUUAUAUAAAAGGUGAGAAAUACAGGUGAGGUUGAGAGGCCGAGUUCAGGUAAUUACUAAGCAUUAGUAUUAUACAGUAUGUUGAAAGUUGGUAAUAAAUAUGUAAAACAUUAGAUACGAGAUGAUCAAGUUGUAAAAGGGCUAUAUCCUAAAGUGGUAACUGGUUCAUCCUAGGAGAUAAAGUUAGCAUCUCUUCAGUAACUUAAAAUCAUCAAGUACUAGUACCGGUAGUUAAAUCAAUAUGAAGGUCUCUGGUGAGUUAAGUUUAAAAUUUGGUGCAAAUUGUCAUACUUUGGUGCAAAUUUUGAACAUACUGUGUAUUCUACUCAAUGAAGUCCUUCAAAGGUAGAUGUUGAAACAUUUACUGCAUAGUGAUCUAUGAUUAUUGAUGUAAUAUAGUUUUUACAGAUAGUUCUGAGGAAAUAACACACCCAGUACAAAAAUUUACCAAGAAUUGAUGCAUAUUGUGCUUGUUUUAUAUUUUGUUCAAUGAUUUUAAAAUUUGUUUUCAUGUUUUGUUGGCAAAUAAUCAUUAUAAAUGUCUAGUAUUUUUUACUAUAAAAUAUGACUACUGUCAAUUGUGGAUGUACAUGUAUUUAUUACUUGAAAGAAAAGAAUGAAUGCAAUUUUCAAACUAAAA
Messenger RNA from Mizuhopecten yessoensis (Yesso scallop), 4651 nucleotides. RefSeq names its product protein transport protein Sec23A-like. The transcript is spliced from 21 exons. Gene Ontology annotation, biological process: endoplasmic reticulum to Golgi vesicle-mediated transport; COPII-coated vesicle cargo loading; intracellular protein transport. Bases 183 to 2534 code for a protein of 783 amino acids. The record is from RefSeq and is a predicted model, not a curated record. Gene Ontology annotation, molecular function: zinc ion binding; GTPase activator activity. NCBI's taxonomy places the organism in Eukaryota, Metazoa, Mollusca, Bivalvia, Pectinida, Pectinidae. Gene Ontology annotation, cellular component: endoplasmic reticulum exit site; COPII vesicle coat.